This is a messenger RNA of Dentiscutata heterogama, 144 nucleotides long. NCBI's taxonomy places the organism in Eukaryota, Fungi, Glomeromycota, Glomeromycetes, Diversisporales, Gigasporaceae. The record is from the annotation of a GenBank genome assembly.
AUGAAUAGAAAUACAGUAAUAGAUAAUGGAAAUAAUGAAUGUAAUAGAAAUAAUGGAAAUAAUGGAAAUAAUGAAAAUAAGAUAAAUAAUGAAAAUAAUGAAAUAAUAGAAAUAAUAACAAAAACAGAUACCGAUGACGUCUUA